This is a messenger RNA of Varanus komodoensis (Komodo dragon), 3951 nucleotides long. It is a transcript of the gene VWA7, whose product is annotated as von Willebrand factor A domain containing 7. The transcript is spliced from 17 exons. NCBI's taxonomy places the organism in Eukaryota, Metazoa, Chordata, Lepidosauria, Squamata, Varanidae. The record is from RefSeq and is a predicted model, not a curated record. Bases 413 to 3403 code for a protein of 996 amino acids.
GUUUUCUGGGUGUGCCCAGGAUCCCCCUGAGGGCACCGCGGCAGAAGCCGGGAGGACGGGGGCGCCAGCCAGCCAGCCAGCCAGCCAGCCAGGGCGGCGGGCGGCGGGCGGCAACUCCAACGCCCGGGUCCCCCUGAGAGGGGGCGCCCUGAGCGGAGGCCGGCCCGGAGCGCUCUCCCCCGCCUUCAGCACCCAGCCCCUUCCCCGCGUUGCUCCGGCUCACGUGUGCUGUAAUAAUAGCUCGGGAGCUGCCUGCACCCGGCCGGCUAUUAAUAGGGGCUGGGCGCAAGGAGGAGAUCUUGCAGGUCGGCGCCCGAGCCUGUCGCCAAGCGGGCAGAAGGGAAAGGAGGUCCUCGGGGACUCACUCCGGAGUCGUUCCUGUUGCGGAGUCCUCCUGAUAAAUGUACCCAGCAUGGACCAUGCCCUGUCCAGGCUCUGGCAUCUGCUGUGGAUGCUGACGCUGCUGUACUUGCCUCCCCGAGAAGUCCAUGGCUUCUUCCCCAAUUUCUGGUCUCGCACCAUGGCGUUUGCUCCAGGGUCCAUCACCCACCAGGACAUGACGGAGGAGGCCAUCCUCGCCAUCACCGUGCGGCUCUUUGCAGAGACUCGUCGCCCUGCCAAGGGGAAACACAUCCGAGAGGAGGACUUCAAGGACAAGACCCUCCUGGCUGACGACAUCUUCGCUGCUUUCUAUGGCCCUGGAGUGUCUGCCAAGCGUUUCCGUGGGGCCAUCGCCCAGGUGGCCAAUGCCAACGCCAACAUGGACUUCGCGAACACCACCCGGAACGACCCCAGGCUCCACUUUGACUCGGAGCUCAUCUACGCCACCAACUCCUGGCUCUUGCAGGCCCGCAAGGAGGUCCUUCAGGCCGUGCGCUCGGAGCAGUACGACGUUGCCCGGGAGAAGCUGGGGCAGCUGCUCCAUUCCUUGCAGGAUUUUUAUAGCCACAGCAACUGGGUUGAACUUGGACAUCAACAAAUACACCCAGAUCUGGUCCAGCCAGGUCGUGAAAUCAAAUCUAUUGCAGAAGCUGGCGUCCGGACUUGCAGCGACUGCUCUGCGUGGACGUGUGAGGGAAACCUCGUAGAAAGCAUCCCUGCAAAAGGGCUUCUGACCACUGGUUACUAUGGUACCCAGCCAGAAAAACCCAUUGGGAAGUGCAGUCACGGUGGGAGAUUUGAUGGCAGCAGCCAGAGGGAGCCACGUGGGGGAAUCAACAAGGACAGCUCGUCCCAGUUUUUCUCGCCCCACCACUAUCUGCACCACGAGGCGGCUGCUCUGGCCCAGGAAGCCUCCAAGCACUUCCUGGAGAAGCUGUGGCGAGAAAUGGGGAGCAAGCCGUUCAUGAGGCUACUGGAUAUCAGUCCGACAACAGGCUUGAGCUUCGUUGUGGACACCACUGGAAGCAUGGGAGAAGAGAUCAAUGCCGCCAAGUUGCAGGCACGGGAUAUCAUAGACCGGCGCCGUGGUACCUCGCAGGAGCCCGAUUUCUACCUCUUAGUGCCUUUCCAUGACCCCGGCUUUGGCCCAGUCCAUAAGACUAGUGACCCAGAAGAAUUCUGGAGAAUCCUUGACACCAUCAGCCCUUUGGCUGGUGGGGAUGAGCCAGAAAUGUGCCUUUCUGCACUGGAGCUUGCCCUCCAAAGCUCACCAGCAUACUCUGAAAUCUUUGUUUUUACCGAUGCCUCUGCUAAAGAUGCUCAUCUCAAGAACAGCGUAGAAGCUCUCAUCCAGGAAAAAAAAUGCAAGGUGACCUUCCUAAUCACAGAGGAUCCAUCCAAGACCAGGGUAAAGCGGGAAACACUGGCUCCAGACCGAUUCAACCUCUAUGUAAACCUAGCUCACAGCUCUGGAGGCCAGAUCAUAUUUACAGACAACAAGAAUAUCCAGGAGGUGGCCAAGAUCAUCAGCGAAUCCAGCAUAUCUUCGCCAGCUCUUACAGGCAUUGGGGAUCUGCUUUUCCAGGUGAUUCUCUUCCGCCACCAGAAAGGAAACCUCUUCGCUCUUAAGGAGACUCGCCGGAGGACAAAGAAGCAGGCGGCGGAGCUGGAGGCUCACCAGUUCUGGAUUGACAGCCUGGUGGACAACGUGGUCGUAACUAUCCAAGGGGUCUUCCGAGGCUUUGAACUCCGUGAUCCCACAGGGGCAACCCAAACGGAUGCUUCAGCCCAGGGUUCCUUAGCCAGGAUCCAGUCCAUUGGCGGCAUCUACAGAGCAUUCCUGUCUUCACCUGUCUGUGCUGGCGAAUGGACAUUGAGGCUUUGGUCAAAAGGGCACUACUCUGUGCAUGUCCAGGGUCAGAGCAGCCUUGACUUCCUCUAUUCUUUUGCUGUUCCAAUGGAUGGACCCCACCCAGGGCUUAUGAUGGAUAGUCACCCUAUAGAAGGCUUGCCUACUUAUCUGGUAGUGACGGUGAUGGGCCUGAAUCAGUCGAAGAGUGGCCCCGUUCAACUCGAAGCUGUGAGUUUGGAGGGGAGGACGGGCAGCCUCGGGGAGCUGAAAUUGCAAGCACGAACCAGCCGGGCUGACCUCUUUAUGGCUGAGCUGCCCCAGGGUCUCUUGACCAGCAGCAACUUCUCUCUGGUGCUACGUGGCGUGGACAGCGAGGGGCGGAAGUUGGAGAGGGCUGCUCCUCAAACUGCCACUGUUUUGGGAACCUUGCUGGAGCUGAGCAGAGAUACUCCUGUGUUCCCAGGGAAGCCGGCUUCCAUCUCCUGGAAGGUGACAAAUCCUGGCUCACCCAAGCAAUAUGUCCUGCAAGUGAGCAGUGUCCCCCACUUUCCGGCAAACAUCUCCAGCUCCAGACUGCAGUUAAGCCAUAACCAGACAGCCACAGGGCAGAUCUCCCUGCAGGUCCCUGCUACUGCUGUUCCUGGCUCCCUGCUUACUGUAACCCUGCGGGCCAUCACCCUUCAGCCAGCUGGGGACCCAAGCUUUGCCCAUGUUCAUCUGCUCGUGAUGCCUCUGCCUCUGGUGCAGAGCCACACGGCCCCGCUCUGCAACAUCACUUCCCUGAGCGGCUCCUGUGGCCCGUUGGAGCCUUCCUGUCACAGCCAGCGCUGGAUGGCCACCAUGCGAAUCUGGGACCAAGCCGGCCUCCGCUCAGUGCAGGUGGACGGCGGCCCGGCACUUCCUCGCCAAGCUGACGGGCCAGCGGAGCUGGUCACCUACGCCUCGGACUGCUGCUCGCCAAGUGCCGAGCUGGUGGUCACCAACCUGUUUGGGGAGGAGUAUCGGUGCCAAGUGGCAGCACCGCCCGCUCCCCUCCCUGGCAGGGCAGCGGCAGCAGUGCCCUCUACUGUCGAGAGCGCAGGGCCCGUUGCUGCCGCCACCACCAUGAGGGGGUGGCUACUGCCUGUCCUGGUGACAGCAAAUGGGCUAGGCUUGUGCGACUUCACAUAACUCCACGCUGUCAUUAAGGAUGUGACAACUGGGGGUGCUGGAGCGCAUGGGCAUUCUCCCGACUUCGCUUCGGAGCUCACUCCCCUUCUAGUCUGCAACUGUUCUGGGGUUGAUUCAAAUGGGGAAAAGUUGUUGCAGUUUGAAAAAAUGGUUCAUUUUGGCAAAUCAUGUUUGGGAACUUGAGGACGUUUCUGGAGAGCAUGUGCUGCCAUUCCUGUUUGUGUUCAGGAAUGGUAAAUGGGGCUUCUUCGAGCGAUUUGCAAACUGGAACCAACUUAUCUUGCAUCUCUCGUAAUAAGGUGAGGGCAGAACUCUCCCUGUAGAGGCUGCCCUCUGCUGAGGUGUUGUGAUAGCAGGUGAAUGGACUUGGGGGAAAAUAGAAAAGCUGAACACAAGGGCAGUUCCUGAACUCUGGGCUCCUGUGGAAGAAGCAGAGGAUAUUCCACGAAGGGACUACUGACGCAUAUUGCACUGAAAUUCACAGGGGGGUGAUAUUGUCAUUAUCCCGGAAUCUCAAUUUGAGAAGAGGAAAUAAACCUAGGGUUCGU